Messenger RNA from Melanaphis sacchari, 2032 nucleotides. RefSeq names its product esterase E4-like. The record is from RefSeq and is a predicted model, not a curated record. Bases 280 to 1971 code for a protein of 563 amino acids. NCBI's taxonomy places the organism in Eukaryota, Metazoa, Arthropoda, Insecta, Hemiptera, Aphididae. The transcript has 9 exons.
UGUCCGCAAUUCGUAUGUUACCUUUUUAGAUUUCGUCCGCAACUCGCAUGGUUUUUGUGACUUUGUCCGCAACUAGGAAACACCGGCUUGAACUAUUAUAAUAAAUAUUACUCUAUACCAGGUAUGGUUUUCAUAUCCCUAUAUACAGUUUAAUAGUCGUCGAAAACUUUAAUCCUGGUCAAGAAGCAUUUAUCUGUCAUUAUCCUAUAUAUAAUUUUAAACUAGAGUCGUUUGUACUUGCUAUUAUUACUCUAAAUUCAGCUAAAAGUUGUUUGUAAUAUGUUAUAUAUGAUUAUGAAAUGGAUUUUAUUUGCUGUCAUGAUGUACUCAGGUUUAGUGUACUGUUUAUCACAGAAGUUGAAAAUUACUAAAGGUGUAAUAAAAGGACAAAUUUUAAAAUCUCGAAAUGGGCAAACUUAUUAUUCUUAUACAGGCAUACCAUAUGCAAAUCCGCCGAUUGGAGAACUUAGGUUUAAGGCACCAGUACCAGUUGAACCAUGGGAUGGUGUAUUGGAUGCUACGAAAGAAUCAAAUAUUUGUAUUCAACAGGGAAACACGGACAGUCAGGAAGAUUGUUUGUAUUUAAAUGUAUAUUCUCCAAAAACUAAUAAAAAAUCUUUACCAAUCAUGUUUUGGAUUCAUGGAGGAGGAUUUAUUUCGGGUCAUGGUAGGUCUAGUCUAUACGGACCAGAUUAUAUUAUGGACAAAGACGUGAUAUUGGUAACAAUACAUUAUAGACUUGGUAUAUUUGGAUUUCUCAGCACUGAAGAUGAUGUGAUACCAGGCAACUACGGAGUAAAAGAUCAAGUCGCCGCAUUACGCUGGGUGCAGGAAAACAUAGUGUAUUUUAACGGUGAUCCAAAUCAAGUGACAAUCUUUGGUGGUAGCGCAGGAGGUGCUAGUACAGGAUUUCAUAUGUUAUCACCAAUGAGUAAAAGUCUUUUUCAUAAAGUUAUACUUCAAAGUGGUACACCACUUUGUAAGUGGGCCAUUUUACCUCCCGGAAUUUCUCGUAAACGUGCUCAUGCCGUGGCAACUAUUUCCGGAUGUAAUUUCAAUACUUCUGAAGACAUACUGCAAUGUUUAAGAAAAGUUCCAGCUCAAAAUUUAUUAAGUCUUCACGCCAAAUUAAUUACUUGGCUUAAUCAUCCUACAGUUUUAUUCAAUCCUGUGGUCGAAAACUGUAAUUCUGAUCAAGAAGCAUUUUUGUGUCAUCAUCCAAUACUUGACUUUCAUCAAGAAUCGUUCGUCCCCGCUAUUGUUGGUUUAAACUCAGAAGAAGGUAGUCUGUUUGUAGCAUCUUUGUACAAUAAUACGUCAUUAAUAUAUCCAGAAUUUCAAACGGAUUUUAAUCGUCUGAUAUCCAUCAUAACGUUUUAUAAUUAUUACGUAAAAACUGAGUAUAUCGAUGAAAUUGGAGAAAAAGUGUUUGGAAAAUAUUUCCCAUCGGGAAGUAUCGAUGAUCAUACGCAUAGUAACGCUGUUAAUAUGUUUACUGAUUCCUGUUUUACAGAAGGCAUUCUUGAUAUGGCAUAUAAAUUGUCAUCUCCUGUGUAUAGUUAUUUUUAUAAUUAUCAAAAUGAAUUUUCUUAUAACAAAUUAUUUGGCUCAUGUGAGAAACCUUUAGGAGUAACUCAUGGCGAUGAACUAAAUAGUAUUUUCAAAAUGAAUAGCUUAAAUCCAAAUGAUUUAAACGAAAAAGAUCUCGAAGUUUCGAAAUUGAUUAUUAACGUUUGGUAUAAAUUCGUUAUAUCUGAUAAUCCUACUAUUGACGGAUCAGAAAAUGGAUUACCUUGGCCUAAAUUUACUCGAUCAAACCAAACAAUGAUUCUAUUUAAUUCAAGUUAUCCUAGUCUUAUUCAAAACCCACGUAUUGAUGCUUAUGAAUUUUGGAAAAAACUCUAUGAGCCAGUGUUUCUUGACCAGUUUUCGCCGGAGGAGUCCAUAUGUGUUGCAAAGUAUAUUAAAUGACCAAAACAUACAAACAUUUACAAACAUUAAUAGUUAUAUUAAUAUAAUAUUUUUAUUAUUU